UCUUUCUAUCAUGUUUGACUUGUGAAAGGUGAAAAAAAAAAAUGUUCCUCUCCCCUGUUCUGCGGCGAUGGUGACGGGUUAGGGGUGUGAUGGUGGGGGAGAGACGGAAAGGGCUCGUGUUUUAUAAAAGCCAAGCUCCGGCUUGAGAGAAAGACAAAGAGACGCUUGCUUAUCACAACAGCGAGUCUUCGUGUCCGACUACCACUCAAGCAAGUAGCAAGACUAUUUUGUGUGGGGGAUUCAGAUCGCCUGAGUUUGUGCUGCGAGAUACUAAACCCCACAAGAAGGAAGCCAGAAGAUGACCUCCAGCCGGGUGUUAGUCGCUCUCCUUUGCUUCACCACAUGGGUGAGCGUCGUCCAGGCAACCCAUGCACCGAAGCCCAGCUGUAAAUGUCCGGGGUGGUCUACGAGAACAGUCAGCCUCAGACGUGUGGUGAAUUACACCCUACAGACCAAACGCGCCUGUGGCAUCAACGCCGUAGUGUUCAAUUACAGGCUCCAGGGAAUAGAAGAAGGCAAGAUUUGCUCGGACCCAAACAGCAACUGGGCUAAAAAAGUGAUUCGGAAGGUGAACAAGGAGAAAUUGAACCGCCUCACCAGCGCCGCCUCACCAGAGCCGCCUCACCAGCGCCGUCUCACCAGAGCCGCCUCACCAGCGCCGCCUCACCAGAGCCGCCUCACCAGCGCCGUCUCACCAGCGCCGCCUCACCAGCGCCGCCUCACCAGCGCCGCCUCACCAGAGCCGUCUCACCAGCUCCGCCUCACCAGCUCCGCCUCACCAGAGCCGCCUCACCAGCGCCGUCUCACCAGCGCCGCCUCACCAGCGCCGCCUCACCAGCGCCGCCUCACCAGAGCCGUCUCACCAGCUCCGCCUCACCAGCUCCGCCUCACCAGAGCCGCCUCACCAGCGCCGCCUCACCAGCGCCGUCUCACCAGCGCCGCCUCACCAGCGCCGCCUCACCAGAGCCGUCUCACCAGCUCCGCCUCACCAGCUCCGCCUCACCAGAGCCGCCUCACCAGAGCCGUCCCUUCCAUUGAAAACUAUGCCGCAGAAAGAAAUGCGGGAAAGGAAGGAGACGCCAGAAAAAAAGAGUCCAGGGAAGGAAGACAGUCCAAGACUUGAAUUGUGUUGAGGAACGAUUCAAGGUUCAUGUUCAGUUCAUGACUCUUUCCGCUUGUACUUGUCCAGCUUUAUUCUAUGAUUAUUACAAUUAAAUAAAAAACAGGGAUUAUUCAUAUAUUAUCUUAUGUAUUACAUAAUUUGCAGUCUUUAUUACAUAUUUUGUUGAUCUUGUUGUCAUAAACAUGCAUGUGUCAAAGAACAUAAAGUUUUCAAUUCCUU
This is a messenger RNA of Pungitius pungitius (ninespine stickleback), 1342 nucleotides long. Its product is annotated as apidaecins type 73-like. The transcript has 3 exons. The record is from RefSeq and is a predicted model, not a curated record. Gene Ontology annotation, biological process: immune response. Gene Ontology annotation, molecular function: chemokine activity. The coding region runs from base 299 to 1123 and encodes 274 amino acids. Lineage: Eukaryota; Metazoa; Chordata; Actinopteri; Perciformes; Gasterosteidae. Gene Ontology annotation, cellular component: extracellular region.